Molecule: messenger RNA, 1571 nt
Organism: Solenopsis invicta (red fire ant)
Lineage: Eukaryota; Metazoa; Arthropoda; Insecta; Hymenoptera; Formicidae
Product: interleukin enhancer-binding factor 2
Exons: 5
Coding region: 161-1309 (382 amino acids)
Source: RefSeq, a predicted model, not a curated record
CAUGCUAUCCCUUCCACCAUGCUCAUUACCUUACCGGAAUCGUGCAUCACUGGUGCAUCACAGCAGCGGUGGAUGCUAGGCGGCAAGUUUCGUGUGUGUUUUCAGUUAAUAUCAAUAAACCGUCACCACGUCUUUCCAAUUCGCAUCUUUUGGAAACAAUAUGGUACGAGGUCGUGGAGGGAUGAUCAGAGGUGGUCGAGGUGGUAUGGGGCGUGGAAUGGGCUUUCCACGAAAGCAGUUUCUACCACGACAUCCAUUUGAUUAUACAUUAUGCGAGGCAGCUUUCCCACGUGUUAAGCCUGCACCAGAUGAAUCAGAUUUCCAGUCGGCUCUUGUAAAGAAAAAUGCUGAUAUGUGUCCUACGCCAAAGGAACAAACUUCCAUCUUAAACCUUGUAACUAAGCUGCAAAGUGUUCUUGAUAAUCUGAUUGUUGCACCAGGAACCUUCGAAGCUUGCCAAUUGGAAGAAGUAAGACAAGUUGGCAGUUUUAAGAAAGGUACCAUGAUAAAGGGCCAUAACGUCGCCGACAUUGUUGUCAUUCUCAAAACUUUGCCGACGAAAACUGCGGUUGAGGCUCUCGGAAACAAAGUCAAUAACGAUCUGAAAACCGUGAACCCAAAGGAAAUGUUCAGACUUAUGCAGACGGAGCGUGGAUUCGAUAUUGCUAACAACGAAGCUACCGUGCGCGUAUUAAUAACCACAUUACACCAAAAUCUACGCAAGUUGGAAUCGGAACAACAUCUGGAUGUUAAAAUUUGUCAAGGACAUCUCGCUGCUAUUAGACAUUCUCGUUGGUUCGAAGAAAACGCUCAUCAUUCUAGCAUUAAGGUUUUAAUUCGAUUACUUCGUGAUCUUAGAAGUAAAUUUGAAGGUCUGGAGCCAUUAUCGCCGUGGAUGCUGGAUCUGUUGGCACAUAAUGCCAUAAUGAAUAAUCCUAGCAGACAAGCAUUACCGAUAAACCAGGCUUACAAGAGAGUGCUACAGUUGCUCGCUUCUGGACUGUUUCUUCCAGGUUCAGCAGGUAUUUCUGAUCCGUGCGAGGGUGGCAAUAUACGCGUGCAUACAGCAUUGACGCUCGAACAACAGGAUCUUGUAUGCCUCACUGCCCAGACACUGCUGCGUGUAUUGGCUCAUGGUGGUUACAGACCAUUGCUGGAAGGCUCCAAUAAACUCGCAGUAGAGAUGAGCGUGUGGGCAGGAGGCGUAGUGGCAAGCCCGUUAGAUAAAGCAUACGAGCCACCAACGGAGCAAGAGCAGCAGGAAGAUAUGGACGAGAGUAACGAGGAGAUGAUCACCGAGAGCGUUUAGGAUUUGCUAAAAUGGGAACGUUUUCUGAGUUCCUCUUUUUGUACGAAGCGCUCCUACUUUCUUGACGGCGUUUCUUAUAAAACGUAUUAUAUUUAUAUGUAUUGCACACACACAUUUUAAUGAUAAUUGAAUAAUUCCGUUGACGAUCUGUGAAAUUAUACUUUUUUAUAUGGUGUUGAUAUUCGCACCAUGGGCAAUCUGGCAAUGGAAGUAUGUCCACAGUAUGUGAGUCCGAAUUAAAAUAAAGUAUAGAUGUAGUGCA